This is a messenger RNA of Arabidopsis arenosa, 1991 nucleotides long. The record is from the annotation of a GenBank genome assembly. Lineage: Eukaryota; Viridiplantae; Streptophyta; Magnoliopsida; Brassicales; Brassicaceae.
AUCUUUCAUAUCUUUAAAUUUACGUGCUAAGCAAAUUCAGUGGAAAAGCAACAAAACUAUUUUAUAACAGCUAGAUAGAAAUAAUUUCAAGUGUGGGAUUUCUGAUUUUCAAUGGGAAGGCCUGAUGUGCACUUGGAUCGACGAGUAGCAGAAAAACAUCCGGCAAUACCAAGAAACAAUGUCAUAUCCACACCAUCUCUGGAUUUGUCCACUCUCUUCGACGAAACCAGCGAAACUAUGCCGAUGGAUCCAAAGACGAUGGCUGCAGUAAGAGCAGGUAAGGAAAAUUACCUGAGAAAUAAUAACAGUUACAUUAAGGUUGCUCCAACCUUAGUGAGCGACCGUGGAAAUACAAUACUCCAUCUUGCUGCUUCAUCGGGUCACGCAAGCAUAGUGCGUUAUAUAAUCAAAAAAUGCCCAGGUUUGCUAAUGAAGACAAAUCUGAUGGGUGAAGUUGCUCUCCAUGUGGCAGCAGGAGCAGGCCAUCUAGAUGUUGUAUGGAAUCUAAUUGAUUUCAUAAAUGAUAUAUCUUGUACUGACCUAGGUGUUGCAAAAAGGAUAUAUUUUGCUAAGAACAAAAACCAAGACACUGCUUUGCAUGUUGCUUUGAAAGGGAAACAUCUGGUGGUGGCUUCCUAUUUGGUCUCAGCAGAGAAAUCUUUGUCUUUUAUUGCGAACAGCGAUGGGCUUUCUCCCUUGUAUCUUGCUGUUGAAGCUGGACAGGCAGAUCUUGUGACAACAAUGUGUCACCAAACAAAUGAGUUAAGUUCAAAGGUUGGAGGAAGAUCCAUAGUACAUGCAGCAUUGAAGGCUAAAAGGAAAGGAAGGACUUCUCUUUCUUUUGGAGCAUCCAUAGGAUAUUAUCAAGGGUUUUGCUAUCUUUUGGACAAAGAUCCACACAAGGUUUAUGUCAGCGAUGAUGAUGGCUUAUUUCCAAUUCAUAUGGCAGCCAAGUAUGGUCAUGUUCAAAUUCUUGAGGAAAUCCUUAAGCGUUGUCCAGAGGCACUUGAGUUGGUUGACGUAGAUGGUCAAAAUAUUCUUCAUGUUGCGGCUAAGUAUGGGAAACUCGAAGUCAUCAAGUUUAUCCUAAGAUGUUGUAAGGAUAAGAACAAGAAAAGGUUAAUUAAUGAACAAGAUGUGAAUGGAAACACACCGUUGCAUCUAGCCACCACAAACUGGCACCCUAAAGUUGUGAGUAUGUUUACUUGGGACCACAGAGUUGACCUGAAAAAAACAAACUACAAUGGUCUCACAGCUUUAGAUGUUGCUGAGGAGAACAUUGAUUCGAGCUACAUAUUUCAUCAGAGAUUGACUUGGAUGGCUUUGAUCAAUGUUGGUGUACCAAAAAGUUCCAUUCCAAUUACAGAAAAUCUUAGAUCAUUCAAGAAGCCAGAUGGUGGAAAGUACAAAGAUCGAGUCAAUACUCUUCUGUUGGUUGCAACUCUUGUAGCCACCAUGACUUUCACUGCAGGAUUCACAUUACCUGGUGGUUACAACGACUCUUUUCCCCACUUGGGAAUGGCCGUUUUGGCCAAGAGAAUAGCUUUUCAAGUCUUUCUUGUAUGCGACACAUUGGCAUUGUACUCUUCUAUCAUAACAAUAGUUGCUCUCAUUUGGGCACAACUCGGUGAUCUUUCUAUCAUACUCAAAGCCUUCAGCAUAGCACUUCCAUUUCUAGGACUUGCUCUUACAUCAAUGUCAAUAGCAUUUAUGGCUGGCACGUAUGUUGCGGUAAGCCAUCUCCCCUUGCUUGGUUAUUUCGUUUUAGGUAUCGGUAUCAUCUUCCUACUGGUUUUGUUGCUGCUCCUUGUUCCUUAUGUGUCUCCAUAUGCUCAUUCCCAACCCCUUCUUCGACACAUUUUCUACUAUCCCUAUUUCCUUAAGCUUUUGGUUGCUGGUGACAACAAAAAUCUUGUUGGUGUGUACACUGCAUCAGAUGAAUGAAGAAACAUUAUAGCUUUUUGUUUUUCUAAUAAAAUUGUAACCAUGUA